This is a messenger RNA of Mangifera indica (mango), 1974 nucleotides long. RefSeq lists its product as uncharacterized. Bases 233 to 1402 code for a protein of 389 amino acids. The transcript is spliced from 2 exons. NCBI's taxonomy places the organism in Eukaryota, Viridiplantae, Streptophyta, Magnoliopsida, Sapindales, Anacardiaceae. The record is from RefSeq and is a predicted model, not a curated record.
GAUUUCAUAUCUUACUCUCUCUCUCUCUCUCUGCUGAAAGGUUGAAAAAUCAGGCCCGCUUUGAGCAUUCAAAUUCAAUCAUUCAUACGAUCAUUUACAUAAAGUAUACAGAUCAUGUCACCGCACCCAGGAUUCCCUUUCUUAAUUCUUAAGCAAAAUUAUCGCAUAAACCCACUUUCCCCCUCUUCUCCCCUGCAUCCACGCACACACAGAAAGGAUAAGCUGAGCAGCCAUGUAUGUUACAAGGCCUUUAUCCAUGUACAGAAAUUUCCCAAGUGCUCUUUCGGUAGAGCCACGGGAGGUCCCAUAUUCAGGUUUUCUAGUAAUUACAGAUGAAGAAGCAGAAGCAGAAGAUUCUUUUUGCUGGGGUGCCUGUAAAUUCAGAAGUGUUAAAAGGUUACCAUUUCCUCAAGACAAGUUACUAACAGUUGUUCAUUCAUCAGAUUACCAAGAGAUUAGCAAGACUAAAGUUUUGUUUAUCCCAGUUCUCGACCAACCUCUCUCGUCUAAUCGCUACUAUGUUAUCAGAGCUAAAGGCAAAUACAAAGGGCAAGCUUGCAAAAGUUCAAGGGAGAAUGACAUGGGGAUUUGCUGCUUCAACAAUAUCAUAAAUGAUGAGAAACCAAAGCCAUUUGAUCAUAGAAACAUAUACCAGCAAUUCAAGAUCCACCGUUAUCAAUGGCACAAUUUCUUUGCCAAGUCCGCUGCUACUGAUGGCCUUCCUCCAAGAUUCCUGAGAAAGAAAGGCUGGGAAGUUCGCAACUCAAGAUUAGUUCGUUCUCGACUAAGUGAAGCUCUAGGCCUUGAUAAUUCUCUCAGAGCACUGCUUCCAAGCUUCGACUUCUCUAUAAGUAGCAAGCGUUCGAAUUCAAAUGUUGUAGGCACAUGGUACUGCCCCUUCAUAUUUGUAAGAGAGAAAGCCAGACUUAGACACCAAAUGAAGAGGUCAGUGUUCUAUAAAAUGACUCUUGAGCAACGGUGGGAAGAGAUCGUUUCAUGCCAGAAUAAUGGAAGCAAUGUUGUGAAUGUGAAUACAAUGGUGAAAAGGGAAGCGAGUUCAGUGUUUGGUAUGGAAGCUUUAAGGGAUAAUAGAGAAAACCAUGCUGGAUUUGUGUGGUUUAUAGUCUAUGACAGAAAUAGAGUGAAAAGGGCAAGUGUGGGAUUGAGUGUAGCCAUUGUUGAGAAAAUGAGAUGGGUGGAAGAGGAAGGAGGGUGGGUUGGUGGUGGCAGAGAAAAGGAAGUGAGAGUGCAGAGAGUUGAAGAGAAUACAAGUGAAAUUGGCUGGCAGAGAUUUGGCUGCUAUGUGUUGGUGGAGAGCUUUGCUUUGAGGAGAAUGGAUGAAACUUUGGUAUUAAGGUGUAAAUUUAUACAUACCCAGCACAUCAAAUGCAAAUGGGAAUGAGGUUUUACACCAUCCUCAACAUCCGUGGCAAAGACUGUGAAGCUUGAAUUUCUGUUGAGCUGUUUAGAAAAGUGCUUAUAAUGCUGCUGUAAUUGUUUUCUGUUAGAAUUUUCAGUUGUAUCAAAUGGUGCUGAACUCCAUUGGCAUGGUGUACAGUCUGACUAAAAGUCACUGAUACCUCUGUAAAUUCAGCUGCAGGAUGCUAAGAUGAGGCAUCGGCUAAGAGAAAAACUAUAAACCAGAAAAUCUAUCUUCUCGGAAGCAAAACUUGCUUUGAUUGAUGGAAGCCCUGCUUCUCAAUCGACAAUUUCCUACCAUCCCAUCAACAUAACACUUUCACUGUGUAAAUAACUCAUGCCAAAAGUGUCAAGAAGUCGCAGGCCACCUAGAUGCAUGUUGUCACAAAACGCGAAUGUGCAAGCUCCUACCUUGAAGCAACGUGGAGGGAAAAUCUCCCUCAAAUAAGAAAUAUAAGCCAAUGGAUCGAGAACACAUGUUUAACAUCAAAUUGUUAGAAUAUGUAAUUAGAUAUAAUCAUCAUUAUACUAAUUAAGCGGUUUAUAUCAUAUAUA